AAAUCCAGGCCGAUUCUGCCCUGGGUUGCCUGUGCACGGGGAAGAUGCGUUGACUGACUCGGGGUGGACGGUGGCCUUGUCACCAGGAGCGAACCGGAUCAGAGCUUAUCUCUCCCAGAUCAUGAUAAAUCCCGCAAGAAAGACCCACGGCGCAAGAAUCCCCGGUGGGAGCAAAGCCUGGAAACACUUGGAUGGGGAAGGGAAGAGGGCCAGAGCGUGGGAAAGGAGGAAGAGGAGGUGCGGAGAGAGAGGGUCGAAGAGGAGUUGUCCGUAUUAUUAUUCUUCUUCUUCUCUUCUCUCCAGCCAGCUAGCCAGCCAGCCCCGAAAGGACGGCGCCGCGGAAUGCAGAUGGCACAAGACAGUGAACCCUCCCAGCCAAUUUCCAGUCUCCGGGGUCACUUCUGGCUGCUGCAAUUUCUCCCUCCUGUCGGCGGGGUUCUACAAUUCUGAUCGCCAUUAUCCCACUCCUACAUCCAUGUCGUCGCCGCCGCCGAACUACUUCGGAUGCGGCAUAAAUCACCCACCUCUCGCUCCGUUUUUCACCAAUGAGAAUCUGGAUGCUUCGGUGCAUCGUCUCUUCGUCAAUCACCGUCUAUCGGCUCGAAUUUAUUCUGACUUAUUGUACAUUUAACCCUGAACACGGUGUGAUAUCAAGUUGGUCCGGCGAACCGGAAACCUGCACCCCCGACUGAUUGUGGUGGGCAUCUAGAGUGGAAAUCAAGGAGAAGUAUCUUGCAAAGAACGUAUAGCCAAGACAUGCUUCAAAUGGGCAGCUCGCUUGAACAUUCAGGCAUAAUCAGAGAAGGAAGAAAGGGGUAUGUAAGCGUAAACGUUCAGACGC
This is a messenger RNA of Aspergillus homomorphus CBS 101889, 841 nucleotides long. RefSeq lists its product as uncharacterized. The record is from RefSeq and is a predicted model, not a curated record. Lineage: Eukaryota; Fungi; Ascomycota; Eurotiomycetes; Eurotiales; Aspergillaceae. The transcript has a single exon. The coding region runs from base 122 to 631 and encodes 169 amino acids.